Molecule: messenger RNA, 1653 nt
Organism: Geodia barretti
Lineage: Eukaryota; Metazoa; Porifera; Demospongiae; Tetractinellida; Geodiidae
Source: the annotation of a GenBank genome assembly
AAAGCACGUGUUGCAUGGAUGGGCGUGGCUGGCUGGCUUGACUCGACUCGGAGACUCGUCGCAGGAUGGAGGGAGAAAGAGAUGUGACGCUCGCAGUUGGUGCAUAUGACGCCUCUGUAGCUUGUCUGAGUUUCAAUCCCGAGAAGGGCUUGCAGCGGAGGUUUCGCUGCAGUGGGCACUCUGGGUCGGUUCGAGCAGUUGCCAUCCACGGCCAGUGGCUAGCAACUGGGAGCACAGAUGAAACAAUCAGGCUAUAUAACCUGAGAGAUUGCUCUGAAAUUGGCAGUUUGGUGCACCAUGAAGGCUCAAUUACGUGGCUGGAAUUCAGUGGAGAUCAAAUGUACAGUGCGAGUGAGGAUGGGAAUAUUGCCGUGUGGAGAACGGGGACCUGGGAAUGCACCAAAACCCUUACAGGACACAAAGGACCGGUAAAGUGUUUGUGUGUCCAUCCGUCAGGCAAGCUAGCACUGUCAGUUGGUAGAGACAGAAUAUUGCGGUAUGUCCACCACUGUUGGUGCAUGUUGUGUAAGAUUUCAUUGACUCAGCAGUACUUGGGAUCUUUCCACUGGCAUAGCAGUCUUCAGACAGAAACUAAAAGAAGUUGCCCAGCAAGUGAAGUUGAGUGAUUGUGCUAAGUACUAUGCACUGUCUUAUAAAGUGACCAUUGACCUGUACAGUGUUCAGUCUGGCGCAUUGUCUCAACCAUCGGUGUUGGCCACUCCAUCACUUCCUUCAUCUUUAUUCCAAAUGAGAUGAUAGCAGUGAGUUCUGACCUGUCAUCAAUACAGUUGUUCUCUAAUGCCAGUGGAGAGUGCGUUGCUCAAUUGAAGGGCCACUCGCAGAGGUAUGAUAUAGAACAUUACAUCACGAUGGUGAAAACUCUUGCCGUUCUUCCGGAGAAAAACUUUCUGUUUUCUGCCUCUUCAGAUGGUAGUGUAAGGGCAUGGAAACUCACCCAACCAUUGGGAGACAGUGUGUGUAUGAGUGUAUGUGAGACUGGCUCCAGACUCAACUGCAUAGCUCUCACUUCUCACUCCUCUGAGAAACAAUCAACUACUGAAGAUAAAGGGCACAGCUGCGUGUCUUCACAGGUUUCCGAAGAAAGGAGAGAAGUAAAACAAGGUGGGCCCCCAGCUGUCCCUAUACAGAGGAUUGCAACAAACCAGAUAGUAAUACAAGUGGGUCUCGUAAUAGCUGAGUUUGCUCUUCUGACAUUCACAAAUAAGGUUGCCCUCUCCUUUACCAAUACACAGAGCCAGACUGUCUGUCUACAGAGGGUGGGAAAGGAGGAGAAGAAGAUGAAACAAACCCUGUUCCUCCAACUUCAAGGACUUUUCGCAGACAUCGACUGAGACGUCGCGGCUACGCCGGCAGAGCCAGAAGAUUCCCACGAACGCUACCAUUCUUACAUAAUAGAUCCAUUAGCAUUAGACAAUACAAACACCUUUCUAGGUACAAAAAAUAAAAUGCCUAUCACCAGAAUUAAUUAGUAGUGCUAUAAUACAAGAGCUAGCUUAUUGGAUUAUUCGUAUCGACAAUGUGCAACCAGCCAAUGAAUUACCUAACGAUCGUGAUAAGAGAAUGUUUGUCUUUGAUCAUCACAAAAAUGCAGCGACACAUUAAUAAUUAAUUAUUAUUAUACACCAUCAGGAA